This is a messenger RNA of Seminavis robusta, 1999 nucleotides long. Lineage: Eukaryota; Bacillariophyta; Bacillariophyceae; Naviculales; Naviculaceae. The record is from the annotation of a GenBank genome assembly.
CGUACCAGACCAUCAUCGCUCGAGGAUCCCCAUCUAGCUAGCUCUACCAACUACCAACCCACCCCACAAUCUACCGGUACCCUCUUCUUCUUUCUCCUCUCAGAUCACUCUGAGUCCAAAACGAGGUGCAAAAUGGAAUCUCCCGGAAUUAUCUCCAUGAAUGGCGUCGAAGCCGAUGAAACCGAGAAGACAUGGUUUGCGGAGGACGGCUACGAAGAGCUUGUUACGAAGCCACAGAUCCUUCUUGACCGCAGGACAACCACACGCAGUGAGAGUCUGAGCAGUGAAACUACUGACAAACGCGAUGAACUUGAUAUAGUGGAGACAAACGAUUUCGGAGAUUCUGCAGGUAAGGAGCCAGAAGGCAAAGCAGACUCCACCAAUGACCAGCGCGGAAUGGUUCGUCAAACACAGCGAUGGCUCUUCAGGUUACUGAUUGGAGCUCUGGCUGUAAGCUUCUGGAGAGGUCUUUGGUCGCUCUUUGAUGUCUAUUCAUGUGAUCAACCGGUUGACGCUUCUCUGUUGAAUGGAGAGAUCUUUUGCGGGGCAAAUGACUUGGAAAACCCAAUGAGAAGAAACAGCGCACUUCUUUCUUUGGUUGUAGGAAUCUCGUUAUGCUGUCUUGGAGAGCUGCUGUACCUGAAUGGAUUCUUUCAAGAAAGCAAAGUUGAAGAGCUAUCAGAAACGGACGUGUUGUCUAGAACACGAUUGGCCGUAACGAGGAUAUUUAUGGUACAAGCUGUUGGAAGUGGCAACGUGCUCACGUGGCGAGGAGUUUGGAUGCUGACAGAAGUCUGGUUAUAUCCAAAGCAUUUGCUCAGAUCCAACUGGAUUUCCGCAUGUCUUGGCUGCGCUGGGGCUUUGGUGCUGGACUGCAGUGCUUCCCUUCUGGCUCCUCCUACGGUCCUUCUUCAAGAUCCUUCAACAGUCGUCUUUGAUACCAUCUUCUCGGUCUCUCGGAGAAGUCGAGGGUUCCAGCGUGAAUCUCACGGACCAUGGUCCAAUGUACUCUCCGCUUUGGAUCUAUUUGGGACAUUUGUCGUCCUUCCGAUUCUUGAGGUUUGGUUUUGGCGAGGGAUAUGGACGCUGCAAGACUUCUACUUUUGGGGCUACUCGUCCUCUGGAAGUGAUUUGAACUGGUCUCUAGCAGUGGGAAUGAUCAUCUUUUGUGCAUCUGUGCUGGUGUCAUCGUGGGCCGGGAUCUUGCUUGAUGGGAAAACCCAACCAAACAACUCUUUGGUGCAUCACAUCACGGUUAGAACCCAGAAUGUGCUGCUGGGGAUUGCCUCAGUGAGCUAUUGGCGUGUGGUCUGGUACUUGUGGGAAAUAGGAAGCGGAUCCACUGCUGCAUCAUCUUGGGCUUCGCAUGUCUUAGGUGCGACAGGUCUUUUGAUGCUGGGCUGUUUGUCUAGUGCCGUCGUCCCGGUCUCCUGGUCAACCGAGGAAGAAGAUAGCAAUGAGGUUUCGGAGCCGGAUGAUUCAGAUUUUCUUCCACGCUGGUUCGCCAUCGCCCAUGUUCCGAAUCCUCGCAAUGUGGCUUCAGUCUAGCCGGCCGUCAACUGCUCAAGGAACUCCAAGGUAUUGGGGAUGACGAUAUUCCCUCUCAUGGAAUGGACGGGAUGUCAGGAUCAGCUCGUUUCCUUCGGUUUCAUCCAUUGCGCAUACAUGGUUGGAUACUUCGAUUCAUUGCUACCUACACUUUUAAUUAUUCUAAAGUUACAGACAUUUUCUUUGCCUUUUGAUGCGUCUCCCGUGUUUGUUGCGCCAUCUUGCCUGCCUUCCUGCCUGAUAUACUUUUGUGGAUGACGGUGGAGCAAAGUGCACCGGCUCUGUGACAUGGAAGCUUUUAAUGUGAACGACUACAACACAACGCAACGCAUGUUAUACUUUUGAUGACGGUGGAUCAAAGUGCACACGGAAGAAUUGCUUUAUUAAAGUGAACGACUAUAGUACAACACAACACAACACAACUUGAAUAAUAAAAAUGCAAUCGAUUACG